This is a messenger RNA of Lotus japonicus, 1726 nucleotides long. RefSeq names its product 3-ketoacyl-CoA thiolase 2, peroxisomal. Bases 93 to 1502 code for a protein of 469 amino acids. NCBI's taxonomy places the organism in Eukaryota, Viridiplantae, Streptophyta, Magnoliopsida, Fabales, Fabaceae. Gene Ontology annotation, molecular function: acetyl-CoA C-acyltransferase activity. The record is from RefSeq and is a predicted model, not a curated record. The transcript is spliced from 14 exons. Gene Ontology annotation, cellular component: peroxisome. Gene Ontology annotation, biological process: fatty acid beta-oxidation; phenylacetate catabolic process.
UGCAAGCAUAAAUAGAAGGAAGUGAAGAGUUAUCAUCUCUCAAAUUUCUUUGUAUCUGCAGCAUAUUCUGUUCGAUUCGAAUUUCACGGAACAUGGAGAAAGCCAUCAACAGACAAAACGUUCUUCUUCAACAUCUCAACCCUUCUUCCGUUUCGAUCUACUCCACCAACCCUGAUUCAUCAUCACCGACCUCCCUCUAUGCUUCAGCAUGUGCCGCGGGGGACAGUGCUGCAUAUUUAAGGCCGUCUGGAUUUGGGGACGAUGUAGUGAUUGUGGCUGCUUAUCGGACUGCGCUUUGCAAAGCGAAACGCGGUGGUUUCAAGGACACUCAUGCUGAUGAUCUACUAGCUCCUGUUUUGAAGGCUGUAGUAGAGAAAACCAACGUGAACCCAAGUGAAGUUGGCGACAUUAUUGUCGGUAGUGUACUGGCACCUGGGUCUCAAAGAGCUAGUGAAUGCCGAAUGGCUGCAUUUUAUGCUGGUUUUCCUGAAACUGUGCCUAUUAGGACAGUUAAUAGGCAAUGCUCAUCUGGGCUCCAGGCUGUCGCUGAUGUAGCUGCUGCUAUUAAGGCUGGAUUCUAUGACAUUGGUAUUGGUGCUGGUUUGGAAUCUAUGACAUCUAAUCCAAUGGGGUGGGAGGGAUCUGUGAAUCCUAAAGUAAAAGAAUUCGAACAAGCCCAAAACUGCCUUCUUCCAAUGGGGAUUACCUCUGAAAAUGUUGCGCAUCGCUUUGGGGUUUCAAGGAAAGAACAAGAUCAGGCUGCAGUUGAGUCUCACAGGCGAGCUGCUGCUGCUACUGCUGCUGGUAAAUUUAAAGAUGAAAUUAUACCAGUUACCACCAAGAUUGUAGACCCAAAAACUGGUGAGGAGAAAUCUGUCACCAUAUCCGUUGAUGAUGGAAUUCGACCUAAUGCAACAGUAUCUGAUCUAGCAAAGCUUAAACCUGUGUUCAAGAAAGAUGGAACCACCACUGCUGGUAAUUCUAGCCAAGUGAGUGAUGGUGCUGGAGCUGUUCUGCUGAUGAAAAGAAGUGUUGCAAUGCAGAAGGGGCUUCCAAUCCUUGGUGUAUUCAGGACUUUUGCUGCUGUUGGUGUUGACCCUGCUGUCAUGGGUGUUGGCCCAGCUGCUGCAAUUCCAGUUGCGGUGAAGGCUGCAGGUCUAGAGCUUGACGAUAUUGAUCUUUUUGAAAUAAAUGAGGCUUUUGCUUCCCAGUUUGUGUAUUGCCGUAACAAACUAGGGCUUGAUCUAGAAAAGAUCAAUGUUAAUGGAGGUGCAAUGGCAAUUGGACAUCCUCUGGGGGCAACAGGUGCUCGAUGUGUAGCAACUCUGUUGCAUGAAAUGAAGCGACGUGGCAGGGAUUGUCGAUUUGGAGUUAUAUCUAUGUGCAUAGGUACUGGAAUGGGUGCAGCUGCUGUGUUUGAGAGAGGUGAUGGUGUUGAUGAGCUUCGCAAUGCCCGAAAAGUGGACAACCUUCAUUUAUCCAAGGAUGCUCCCUAUAAAUAGUUACUUCAUACUCACUUUACUUGGUCAUCAAUUCAGAAAUCAAAAUAAAGCUUUGUUCUAUGACAGUGAAAAUAUCAAAUCACUUGUCAAGGAUUUCAUCAUUUUUAUUCAUAAUAGACUUAUUAGUCUGUGAGUUAUUCUUGUUUUGACCUUACCAGCCGACUCCUGUAUUGGUUAGAAAUUAUUGUUUGAAAGAAAACUAAAAUGGAAUAGCAUUUGUUUCA